CAUUAUCAAUUGCACUUUGGCAGUCAAUAAAAGCUGUUAAGAAUCGUUUCAAUUUUUUACUGGACUCUAGUGUUAAACUUCAUUCGGUUAUGCUGAUUUAGUUAACUUAUUUGUUAAGCUGAAUUAUAUAUUGAUGAGGAAUAUCGGCGUUUAUGGUAGUAGUGUUUAUCUGUAGUUAUGAGGAUGUGAAGUGCAAAACUGUUGCACCAGACAGCUUAAGAAAUAAAACAAUCAUAACAACGAGAUCAUGACACAGACACAGACGAAAGAUUUUGCAUGCAGGACAAUAUUUAGGUCACGUGAGAUAAGUGAGUCUUGAAACAAGAACAUUACUUCCACAAAUGAUGGAUUCGUUGUUAAAGGAAGGCGGCUUUUGGAACUGGCUAAAAAGUCACCUGGCAAUGGUUUUGACAAAACAAGGAAUAGAGUCGACUUUGGAAGACGAUUUAAAUAACUUUAUCCAAACAGUCCUUACAGAACACAAGAUAAAUAAAAGUUCCAUUUGCAGUUCAUGUACGACUGAACUUAUUUUGAGCUGUCCAACGAAAAACUUUUGUGUCAAGGGACGUCAAAAUAGAUGUGUUUCCCAUUGUUCAACGAUUCAAGGAGAGGUACCUGGAAGAAAUUGUGCAAAGGACAUAUGCCAUCAUAUCCGAGACAAAAUACGAAAACAGCACAGGCAGAUACCUAAUUGGAAAAGUACAGACGCAACAAGAUGGUGUACCGACUUAGUCGAAAUAGCGAAAUGUUUUGUGCCUCCUACAGACCGUUACAGAAAUGCCAAGAGCCUUAAAGAUGUGGAUUUUAAUGGGUUUCUUUCCAUACUUAUAUGUAAAAAAAGCUUUGGACGCACAAUGCCAAAUUUGCUCAGUGAAAAAGUAAAUAAGGUCACAAAGGUCCGUGAUAUGGGCAAUGAUAUAAGACAUUCUGGAGAUUUGAUUGUUUCACGAACAAAUCUAGAAACUUAUAUUGACAGUUUGAUAAGUCUUCUUUCCGAUGCUGAAUGUUUGGCUCAUAACGAAGCAGCACAAGAAGCAGUGAAACAGCUUUACUUGCUGAAGAAGAAUGAAGUAACCGUCCCCGUUGAACAUUUAAAUGAAGCGUUAGAGAAUGCCGGUGAAGAAAUAGACCAACACUUAAAUAAGAAAGACGCAGAAUCGACCACUGGAAAUGAAACAAAAAGGCAGAAUAAAGAAGAUGCGAUGCAAAUACCACGUAAGGUGAUAAACGAUAUAAAAACGGAGGUAGCCAACAAAGAAACUCUGCCACUUACACAAUUAGAUACCAUAGUCACAAUAAAGUUGCAAGCUCUUAAAGAAAUGAAGGAAGAAAUUAAAGGUGAAGUGGUCGAUGAAAUUCUCCGAAAGGGAAAUGCAAAUGAUUUUCCUCAGCAUGCCUAUCGUUUUGAUAUCCUUUCCUGUUUGAAAUACAAACACCUUUGUAAAAGGUUACGCCAUGAUUUGGUAACUUUUUACAGACGUUCCCAAGGAACAUUACCUAUCUCUCCGUUGAUAAUAGAAAAUGAUGUUCCGCUUGAAGAGGUUUACGUGCAGCCAACAAUCAGAUCAAUAGAAAUAACAAAUGCAUUCCUAGAUGCAAAUAAUGCUACAUCUAAACAUGAAACAACCGUAUACAGAAGUUUAUGUCAUUGCAAAGGCGGGCGUCGGAAAGACCUCAUUUGUAAAAAAGGUUUGCUUGACAUGGUGCCAGGCACAUUUGUCGGUUAUUAA
This is a messenger RNA of Ruditapes philippinarum (Manila clam), 1730 nucleotides long. RefSeq lists its product as uncharacterized. Lineage: Eukaryota; Metazoa; Mollusca; Bivalvia; Venerida; Veneridae. The transcript has 7 exons. The record is from RefSeq and is a predicted model, not a curated record. Bases 342 to 1730 code for a protein of 462 amino acids.